AUGACUUCCAACGAUACCGAGGCGAGCCGUCUGCAGGAGCUUCAUGCAGUCGUACGCGAUCAAGAUGACCUAGAAAGAGAUAUCACCAGCAAGGCGGACCAACUCCUCGCGGAAAAAGCGGAGGAAAACGACAUCAAACGCCUGGAGAAGGCCUUGAACGAAAAAGAGAAGCUCGAUGCCCAGAUACGAUCGGCGCGCCACCGUCUGGCUCAGCAUGUCGGAGCCGCAACCCGCCACAAACUCGAAAAUGAGCUGCACAAGCUGGAGCAGCGUCGAACCGAAGUACAAAAUGACAUUCGAGAUAUCCAAAAGCGUAUCGACGAUCGGCGCAAGAUCCAGGAGGCUGGGACUGGUGUCCAGGGCCCCGGUCGACAGCUCAACGAGUCACGCCGUGACUACCUCCUUCGGACGGGAAAGAUCACCCCCUUCGAUCUCGCGAAUGCCGGAACUCAGGUUGGCGACCCGUCGACUCUCCAGGAUGCCCUGGAUGACGCAGAAGAUGAACAAAAGCUGGAGGAAGAGCGUGCGCGGGCGCCGAACGAGCCCACUGCGUCCCACCGCAACCUUGCGCGCCCCGGACUGGAUUUCGAAGACGGUAGUGAGAGCAGCGUCACGGCGGGUGCCACUAAGCGGAGGAAGCUUGCCACAAGCCCCAAGACCGUAAAAACGCGCAAGUCUAGUUCGCCUGAUGCUGACUCGUCUGCGAGCUUCGUCGCCUCUGAUGGCGAGAGCGCGAAAUCAGAAGAUGACGACUUCAUGUUCGAUACCAAGGCCGAUACCAGUACUCGCAAGCGCAAGCAGACUAACGCCGAGGCUGAGUUCGAAGAUCUCAGCGGUGUGGAUGACGGGAAUGAAAAGGUCUACCAGGAUCGCCUCCAAAAAUGGAUCAAAAAACGCAGCGCCGCGCGCAAACGCGUAAACGCGGGCAUUAAAGAAGAAAACGAGGAGCAGGAUGAAUGGCUUAAACCGCAUCCCACCGAACCCGACAUGGAGCUAGCAAAUGGACUUCGCAUCCCUGGAGAUAUUAGUCGAUAUCUGUUUGACUACCAACGUACAGGCGUCCAGUGGCUCUGGGAGUUACACCAACAGAUGGUCGGCGGUAUCAUUGGAGACGAAAUGGGUCUGGGUAAGACAAUUCAGGCCAUCUCCUACCUUGCAUCUUUGCACCACAGCAAUUUUUACGACAAGCCCUCAAUUGUUGUAUGCCCUGCAACCCUCAUGGUGCAAUGGGUUAACGAAUUCCAUCGCUGGUGGCCAGCAUUCCGCGUCUCGAUCCUGCACAGCUCUGGUAGCGGUAUGGUCAAUCUAAGUAAGGAGAGCAACCGCGAGAGCCGACUGGCAUCUGAGAUGAUGGGUACCAACCCUUCUCACCAUAUGUCAGCCGGCCAGAAAGCUGCCAAGAGAAUCAUUAACCGCGUCACUGAUGCCGGCCACGUCUUGGUGACUACAUAUGCUGGCCUGCAGUCUUACGCAGAUCUUCUAGUCGGUGUUGAUUGGGGAUGUGCCAUUCUUGACGAAGGUCACAAGAUUCGCAACCCCGAUGCUAGCAUCACGUUCAGUUGCAAAGAACUAAGGACUCAUCACCGCAUCAUUUUAUCCGGAACCCCUAUGCAGAACAGCUUGGUUGAUCUUUGGUCUCUUUUUGAUUUUGUCUUCCCGAUGCGCCUGGGAAACCUAGUCUCUUUCAAGAACCAGUUCGAAAUUCCUAUUCGCCAAGGUGGAUACGCAUCCGCAUCAAAUCUUCAGGUUCAGACUGCUGCGAAGUGUGCGGAGACUUUGAAAGACGCUAUCAGUCCUUACCUCCUUCAGCGCUACAAGGCCGAUGUUACGUCUGAUCUGCCUAAGAAGAGCGAGCAGGUGAUAUUCUGCAAACUCACCAAGUGGCAACGAACGGUCUACAAGCGGUUCCUUGGCUCGGACGACAUGCGCUCUAUUUGCAGAGGCAAAAAGAAUUCUCUUUUCGGAAUUGAUAUUCUUCGAAAGAUCUGCAACCAUCCAGAUCUUGUAGACCACGCAUUUCGAUCCCACGAGGCUGAUUACGGCCAGGGUGAUCUGUCUGGCAAGAUGCUCGUUUUGAAGGGCCUUCUUGAGGUGUGGAGAGAUACCGGCCACAAGACUUUACUAUUUGCACAGACUCGUCAGAUGUUAGAUAUCAUUCAGAAGUUUAUUCGGAAUCUCGGUGACUUCAACUUUCGUCGCAUGGACGGAAAUACCGCGAUCAAAGACCGCCAGAGUAUGGUGGAUGAAUUCAACACCAAUCCUGACAUUCACGUCUUCCUGCUUACCACCAAAGUUGGGGGUAUCGGUGUGAAUCUAACAGGGGCUGAUCGAGUUAUCAUCUACGAUCCGGAUUGGAAUCCGUCGACUGACAUGCAAGCCCGUGAGCGCGCAUGGCGUCUUGGCCAGAAACGCGAUGUCACCAUUUUCCGUCUUAUGACCAAGGGUACAAUUGAAGAAAAGAUUUAUCACCGCCAGAUCUUCAAGCAGUUCCUGACCAACAAGAUCACCAAGAAUCCACACCAACGGGAGGGUUUCCAACUCGGUGAUCUCUACGAUCUGUUCUCUCUGACAGAGGAGGAUGACAACGAGCUGGAGACAAGCAGGCUCUUCCAAAAUGCUGAAGUGACCUACCAAGAAGAGGAGGAGUCGGCUACCAUGAAAGGCAGCGCUGCGGAACUGAUCAAAUCUCCGCAGCCCAAGGCUGAAGAUAUCAACACCGUCCAAGGAGUUGCCAACAUAGAAGAAUUCAAAAACAGCUCCGAAGAGGCAAAGGAAUCUCAAAACGCCGAACAGCGCAUCAUGCACGGCAUCUUCGCGCGUUCCGGUGUCCAUUCUGCCCUCGAACACGACCAUAUCGUGGACGGCAGACGCGCAGUCCGAGCUGACGCGAAAGACAUCGAGCGCGCAGCCCGCCGCGUCGCCGACGAAGCAGCCGCAGAGCUCCGCAAAGCCGAAGAGACCGCUCGCACCAUGCCCAUCGGCCUCCCAACCUGGACGGGCCAGUACGGCGUCGGCGGACGCGACAAUCAAAGCGGUAGCUCCGCACGUCCAGCACGAGCCGGGCCCUCCUCCGCCAAUCUUCUCGCAAACCUCAACCCCGCCGCUGCUCAGAACAACGCAUCUCCCGCCGUGCCAGACCGCAUGCCCCGCGGCAAAGAAUUUAUCCCACUAAUCCGAGACUUCCUUCUCAAGCGCCGUGGUCCCGUCUGGAGCCAGGUGAUUGUUGACAAUUUCAACCAUUUCUGUACGAAUCAGCAGCGCUCAACUGAGUUUCAGGAAGCGUUGAAAAAAGUAGCCAAGCUUGAGCGGGAUCGCGGUGGGCGUGGAAAAUGGAUUCUGAAGCCUGAAUUUGUACCCUCGCCCUCAUCCGAGUCUGUGCGGAAUGUUCCGAGGAGAUGA
Messenger RNA from Penicillium atrosanguineum, 3399 nucleotides. RefSeq names its product DNA-dependent ATPase RAD26. Gene Ontology annotation, molecular function: ATP binding; ATP-dependent chromatin remodeler activity. Gene Ontology annotation, biological process: transcription-coupled nucleotide-excision repair. Lineage: Eukaryota; Fungi; Ascomycota; Eurotiomycetes; Eurotiales; Aspergillaceae. The transcript has 3 exons. Gene Ontology annotation, cellular component: nucleus. The record is from RefSeq and is a predicted model, not a curated record. The coding region runs from base 1 to 3399 and encodes 1132 amino acids.